This is a messenger RNA of Oppiella nova, 489 nucleotides long. The record is from the annotation of a GenBank genome assembly. NCBI's taxonomy places the organism in Eukaryota, Metazoa, Arthropoda, Arachnida, Sarcoptiformes, Oppiidae.
AUUCGUUUUGGGCAUAUGCUUCUUUGGGUGUGGUCCUGGACAUCAUAUUCUUUGUUACACUCAAACAAAAAUAUUGGUCAGUUAUAGUCAUAUUUGGACGUUUUUGAAUGUUUCACAUUCAAAAAAUCGGACAACAAAGUACUGCUUGCUACCACAAUUUGAGUAUUGAAAUCAGCUGAUAUGGGUCAAACUCAUUCCUAUAAGGUUUAUAACGUCAGCGACUUUGAUUCUGCUGAGAUUAGCAUUGAUGGAAAAGAAUCCAGUAUUGUUUCCAAGGGACGGAGUGUCGAACUUCAACCUGAGAAUUAUGAAGCGCUGCGAAUCUGCGAGGCCGGGAAGGAAACCAUAUCCGUGGUGUUCUGUGUCAAUGACGAGGGUAUAUUGAAAGUGAGGGCUGAAGUGGUGUCCAUGGGUACGGUCCACGAGUUGGAGAUCACAGAAUAUAGGGGUCGGCUCACGAUGGAUGAGCUAUUGAAUCGUCAAAAUUGA